AUGGCUUCCGCGAAACGAAUCGGCAAGGAGCUCGCCGACCUCACCAAAGAGCCUGUCGCCGGCAUCACCGUCGAGCCCAAGGAGGACAAUAUCUACAAAUGGACUGCCAAGCUUACGGGUCCAGCAAAGAGCCCUUAUGCGGGCGGUACUUUCUUGGUUGACAUGGACUUUCCCAUAGAGUAUCCCUUCAAGUCGCCCAAGGUCAAGUUCCACACGCCUAUCUACCAUCCCAACAUUGACGAGGGAGGAAACCUCUGCGUCGGCAUUCUCAAGAGCGAGGCGUGGAAGCCAAGCACAAAGGCGGUGACCAUCUUGCUCUCCAUACUUCAGCUCCUCGAAGAGCCCAACCCAGACGAUGCUUUGGUAGCCUCGAUCGCCGAGCUCUACAACGCGGACAGGGCCAAGUUUGACAAGACAGCGCAGGAGUGGACCCAGAAGCACGCUUCUGCAUGA
Kalmanozyma brasiliensis GHG001 is the source of this 453-nucleotide messenger RNA. Its product is annotated as Ubiquitin-conjugating enzyme, E2. NCBI's taxonomy places the organism in Eukaryota, Fungi, Basidiomycota, Ustilaginomycetes, Ustilaginales. The transcript is spliced from 5 exons. The coding region runs from base 1 to 453 and encodes 150 amino acids. The record is from RefSeq and is a predicted model, not a curated record.